Plutella xylostella (diamondback moth) is the source of this 1216-nucleotide messenger RNA. Lineage: Eukaryota; Metazoa; Arthropoda; Insecta; Lepidoptera; Plutellidae. The record is from RefSeq and is a predicted model, not a curated record.
UUCGUCGCAAAUUUAUCUUGAUUUCGAAUACGUUUAAGUAGGAAAUACUUGUUGUUAGUUUCAAUCAGUCGAAAGUAGAGUGGAGUUAGCCAUCGACAGCUAUCAAAGUGUAAACGCGGCAAUUUUAAAAAAUACCUAACAAAAUGGUAAUGAAGCGUGUAUUGAUCGCCAACAAGUCUUACCCGGCUGCUGGUUUAGAGUUGCUGAAGAAAAAGGUAGAAUGCCUCAUAGUACCUCAUCUCGACCAUGAACCCGAGAGUUUACAAGAAAUCAAAAAACAGAUAAAAGGUGUAGAUGCCGUUAUCUGGAAUGUGAAACACAAAUUCACUAAAGAAAUAUUAGACAUUGCGGGACCUAAUCUUAAAGCAAUAUCAACUAUGUCCACCGGUCUAGACCACAUAGACCAAGAUGCUGUGAAAGCCCAUGGUGUGCUUAUUGGGAAUACACCAAAUGUCUUGAAUAAUUCAGUGGCAGACAUUGCCAUUGGUGUCAUGAUUGCCGCGGCCAGACGCUUCAAGGAAGGUGUAGCUGAUAUCGAGAGUGGAGAAUGGAAAUAUGGCGUGAACUGGACGUUAGGGCAAGACAUAGCUGGCAGUACUGUGGGGAUCGUCGGAUUGGGCAGCAUCGGCCAAGCGAUUGUGCGCAGGUUGAAAGGGUUUGAUGUCGCACGCUUCCUGUACACUGGCAGAAGUGACAAGCCCGAAGCUAUCUCUCUUGGCGCUGAGCGAGUGAGCCUUGAUGAGCUGCUGAAGGAGAGUGACUACGUCAUGCUUGGCUGUCCAUUUACUCCAGAGACCAAGCACCUGAUAAACAAAGAAGCUUUAAACAAGAUGAAAAGAUCCGCCGUUCUUGUUAACUACGCUCGUGGAGAAAUCGUAGACCAAGAGGCUUUGUAUGAAGCUUUGAAAGAGAAGCAGAUCUUUGCUGCGGGACUUGACGUGGUCACGCCGGAGCCGCUUCCUAAAGACCAUCCUUUAAUUUCAUUGCCGAAUUGUUGUAAGUACCUACCUCCAAAGAAGGUACCUACCUAAUGAUGUUAGUAAUUGAGGUACACACACCCGAGUCCGCGUUGUUCUAAUGUUUGCAAGGAGACAAAACAGUCAGUGAAAAAGACCAAAAAUGACUAUUAAAUUUAUUAUUUUAUUUUUGCAGUUAUUGUGCCGCACCUUGGAAGUGCUACGUAUGCGACAAGAAACACAAUGUCAACCAUUGCUGC